Messenger RNA from Erigeron canadensis, 3873 nucleotides. RefSeq lists its product as uncharacterized. The record is from RefSeq and is a predicted model, not a curated record. Gene Ontology annotation, biological process: DNA repair; telomere maintenance. Gene Ontology annotation, molecular function: DNA helicase activity. Bases 1 to 3873 code for a protein of 1290 amino acids. The transcript has 6 exons. NCBI's taxonomy places the organism in Eukaryota, Viridiplantae, Streptophyta, Magnoliopsida, Asterales, Asteraceae.
AUGAGGAUGUUAAGGUGGACUUGCGGGAAGACCUUAGCAGACAGGAUCCCGACGGGACUUUUUAGAGCAGAACUUGAAGUACGGACCAUCAUUAACAAGCUAAGGGAAGAGCGCUUGAGAUGGUUUGGCCAUGUUAGGAGAAGGGAUGAAACUGCACCACUAAGGAGAGCGGAGUCUAUUCACGUGGACGGCAUACGAAGAAGGGGACGACCAAAGAUGAGGCGGGAGGAUCGAUUAGCGAAGGAUCUAACAAAACUUGGCAUGUCGGAGGACAUGACGUCAGAUAGGACGACAUGGAGAACUAGGAUUAGACUGCGCAUAAUCUUCUUUGUUAAUUCCGAUAUGCAGUCAGCCACAUGUUGUAACAACAAGCGUACACGUGAAAUUUCUAAACAAACUACCGGCCCAUCUACUUCUAGAAAUGUUGCUUAUACCGGUGAACAAUCACGUCGUCAAGCCUCUCAACGUGCAUCUAUCUUAAAUAACAACUUCAGGGUUAGUUCAUCUGAACAAGAAAGUUCCUCAUCAAAUCCCUUGGGCCUCAAUGUAGGCUUACACUCUCAGUCUGCAGACCAAUAUCUUCUUUCUCCUGAAUAUAUUGAUAUUGGAGACUGCACAAAUGUUUGUCAAUAUUGUGGAGCUUUGUUUUGGUUUGACGAGCGAGUUUUGUCUACACCUUCUGGGCAGCGCCCCGUAUACACAGUUUGUUGUAAACGUGGAGCUGUGUCAAUUCAGUUUCCAGUAGACCCACCUGAUACAAUACGCCGUUUGUUUCAAGACAACCAUUUUAUGAACAAUAUACAUGCAUAUAACUCCAUGUUUUCAAUGACUUCAUUUGGAGCAAAAGUAGAUGAGUCAGUCAAUCAAGGAAAUGGGCCAUACGUGUUUAAAAUUACAGGCCAGAUUUCUCAUUGGCUAGGUUCCCUUUGUCCUCUACCUGGUGAACGUCCUAGGUUUCUGCAGAUGUAUAUUUUUUAUUCUGAGAAUGAAGUAUCAAAUCGUCUCAGUGCUUUUCCUACUACAUCACGCCAUGAGCUGUCUCCUGAGGUUGUUUCUGCUUUAGCAUCUACACUGAACCAAACUAAUGAAUGCAUCCGUCUUUUUAAAAGUGCUAAAGAUUACUGCCUAAUGCCCAACAUUCCUGAUUUCGUUAUUAGGCUUCAUGACUAUCAUAGGCUGAAGAACUACGGCCUUCCCACUCCUGGAACCUUAGGUGCAAUAGAGACCGACGAAGGUUCAGCUUAUGAAGAUUUUGAUAUUGUUGUGCGUAGCAAAGAUAACACACCCCAUAGAUUUAGCAAACUACAUCCUGCAUACAUGCCAUUACAAUAUCCACUUCUAGUCCCACAUGCUGAACAGGGCUGGUUGUACCAACAGUAUUUAGUUGACGCUUACGUUUCUAUAGAACAUGAACGAUUGGACUACGUUCGACGCAACCAGAAUGAUCUUCGUUGCGAAUUCUUACAAGGGGUGUAUGAUGCUUUAUCUACGGGAGAUGUUGAAGGUUGUGAAAUUGGAAAGCGGGUUAUUCUUCCAGCGUCAUUUACUGGUGGCCCAAGAUACAUGUAUCAACACUAUCAGGACGCACUAGCUAUAUGUAGAGUUCACAAAAACCCUCAGUACUUUAUUACAUUCACAUGCAAUGUCAAAUGGCGGGAGAUUCAGCGUGAACUUUCAAAAACCAAUGCAACACCCCAGGAUAGACCAGAUAUUGUCGUUCGGGUCUUCCAGUUGAAAGUGAAGUCUUUUAUGAACUACUUAAAGACUUCCCAACUUUUUGGCGCCGUUACCGCAAAGGUUUAUACUAUAGAAUUUCAAAAACGUGGCCUGCCACAUUGCCACGUACUUUUGUGGGUCUCAUCAGAAUAUAUUAUUCGAGAUGCAACAGAUUUGGAUAAGUACAUAUGUACGGAGUUGCCAAAUCAAUCUAUAGACCCUGUUCUCUAUAGAAUUGUAACAGAUAGUAUGUUACACGGACCUUGCGGUUUAGCCAAAACGAAUGCUUCAUGCAUGUUUGAAGGUGAUCACUUCAUCAAAGCAGGUAUUCCCUUAGACAAUGGUUUCGUUGUCCCUUACAAUGAAGACCUUUGUAGACACUUCGAUGCACACAUUAACGUUGAGUAUUGCGGAUGGAGCAUGCUUAUUAAAUACCUGUUCAAAUAUAUCUCAAAAGGAGCUGAUCGAGUUAAAUAUCAAAUUUCCAGCCACUCAGCUUCUACUUCAUCAGAAAAUCCUGAACGGUCUUCUAAUGUAGUCAAUGAAAUUGAUAACUUUCUGGAUGGUCGUUUCGUUUGUCCUCAUGAGGCAGUAUGGCGCAUUCUCAACUUCCCUAUUCAUCAUAGACAUCCACCUGUUCAGAUACUUGCUGUACAUCUAGAAGGAAAGCAAACAGUAAGCUUUAGAGCUUCACAGAAGCUUUCUAACGUGGUCAGAAAUCCAGCUCUCACACGCACUACAUUAACUGAAUGGCUAGCAAAUAAUCGGCGCGAACUAGCCUCUAACAUUCCUCGCGAACAGACCGGCUUGGAUUUGAAGUACACACAAUACCCAUCUCAAUACACCUGGCAUGGGAACACAAAAAGUUGGAUUCGUAGAGCUACAAAUAGAGUUGCCAGUGUUAGUCGGCUGGUCUACGUCCACCCAACCUGUGGUAACCUCUUCUAUCUUAGAUUACUUCCAACUCAUCAAUUAGGAUGCACUUCCUUUGAAGAUAUACGUACUGUCGCAGGCCUCACAUACGACAGUUACCGUCUAGCCUGUGAAAAAUUGGGCCUCAUUGGAGACGAUCAAAAAUGGUCACAAACACUCUCAGGGGCAUCUAAUUGGGAAACUUCACCUGAGCUCAGGUCUUUGUUCAUUCAUAUGUUGCUAUUUUGUGAAAUCUCAAAUCCUUUAGCUUUAUGGACCGACCAUUGGCAAAAGAUGGGAGAAGACAUUAUUUAUCAACUAUCUCACGUUUCAUCUGCAUCUUCUUCUAUAGCUUUGAGUUGCGACAUACGUGAAUACAUUCUUUACGAGCUCGAACUCUUACUGAAAUCCAACUCUGAAUCACACUCUCUGUCAGAUUUUGGACUACCUUUGCCAACAAAGUCAUCGCUUUCACCGUUAACAAAUCGUCUUCAACUUAAAGAAAAAACAUACGACAGAGAGAUACUUCUCUUCAUAUACGGCCAUGGGGGCUCGGGGAAAACAUUUCUUUGGAAAACAAUAAUUUCAGCUCUGAGAUCUACAGGAAAAAUUGUCCUGGCUGUGGCUGCCUCUGGAAUCGCGUCAUUACUAUUGCCAGGAGGCAGAACAGCCCAUUCAAGAUUCAAGAUACCUUUGGACUUAACUGAAGAAUCCACCUGCCACAUAAAAAAAAACACUCAACUUUCGAAACUUCUUUUGGAAACCUACCUCAUAAUUUGGGAUGAGGCACCAAUGAAUGAUCGCAGGUGUUUCGAGUCACUAGAUAAAGCUCUUCGAGAUAUUACAAACAACAAACACUCACCUUUUGGCGGUAAAUCAAUCUUGCUAGGAGGCGACUUUAGACAGACAUUACCUAUAAAACCGAAGGCAUCAAAAUCUGAAAUCAUAGCCUUAUGCAUUACAAGAUCUUAUCUUUGGCGAUUUUUCAAGAUAUUCACGCUUACCCAAAAUAUGCGUCUCGCAUUCUCAGCUGAAGACACCUCAUGGUUCUGUAAAUGGUUGUUGGAUAUUGGUGAUGGAAAAGUCGGAAAAGUGAAAGAACAAUGCAACGAUGUCAAGAUAAUUGAUAUUCCUGACCAACUGAUUAUCCGCCAGUCCCAAUCUGCACUAUCUGAACUCAUAGAUUUUGUAUAUAGCAAAGAUAUACUUCAUUCUCCUACAGCAAUUGAUUUGGCAAAUGAGUAA